GCUGCGGCUGCUGUGAGUUGUGUGGCUGCAGGUGGGCUCACGCGGUCGUAAUGUCUCGGGAGACGGAUGUGGAGGGUCAGCCGCCCCAUGGCAGUGGUGCCUGUUCACAGUCCCAAGGCAGCUUCUCGCAGUCUCAAGGCAUCUCCUCCCAGACACAUGGCUCCUCCUCACACUCGCAGGGCACGUCCAGCUCUUCCACCAACACAGCACCCACAUCCAGCCAGUCCUCUCAUUCCAGCUCGGGGACUCUGAGCUCCUUAGACACGGUGUCCACCCAGGAACUCUGUUCGAUUCCCGAGGACCAAGAACCGGAGGAGCCUGUCCCUGCCCCUUGGGCUCGAUUGUGGGCUCUUCAGGAUGGAUUCACCAAUCUUGAGUGUGUUAAUGACAGCUACUGGUUUGGGAGAGAUAGGAGCUGCGAAUACUGCUUUGAUGAGCCACUGCUGAAAAGAACGGAUAAAUACCGGACUUACAGCAAGAAACACUUUCGGAUUUUCAGAGAAAUGGGUCCCAAAAACUCUUACAUCGCAUACAUAGAAGAUCACAGUGGGAAUGGAACCUUUGUAAAUAGAGAGCUUGUAGGGAAAGGAAGACGCCUUCCUUUGAGUAACAAUUCUGAAAUUGCACUUUCAGUGUGGAGUAAUAAAGUUUUUGUAUUUUUUGACCUGACUGUAGAUGAUCAGUCAGUUUAUCCUAAGGAAUUAAGAGACGAAUACAUCAUGUCAAAAACUCUCGGAAGCGGUGCCUGUGGUGAGGUGAAGCUAGCUUUUGAGAGGAAAACAUGUAAGAAAGUAGCCAUAAAAAUCAUCAGCAAAAGGAAGUUUGCUGUUGGCUCUGAGAGAGAGGCAGAUCCGGCUCUCAAUGUUGAAACAGAAAUAGAAAUUUUGAAAAAACUAAAUCAUCCUUGUAUCAUCAAGAUUAAAGACUUUUUUGAGGCUGAAGAUUAUUAUAUUGUUUUGGAAUUGAUGGAAGGAGGAGAGCUGUUUGACAGGGUGGUGGGGAAUAAACGCCUGAAAGAAGCUACGUGCAAGCUCUAUUUUUACCAGAUGCUCCUGGCCGUACAGUACCUUCAUGAAAACGGCAUUAUACAUCGGGACUUAAAGCCAGAGAAUGUUUUACUCUCAUCCCAAAAAGAGGACUGUCUUAUAAAGAUUACUGAUUUUGGGCAGUCUAAGAUUUUGGGGGAGACCUCUCUCAUGAGAACCUUAUGUGGUACCCCUACCUACCUGGCUCCUGAGGUUCUUAAUUCCUUUGGGACUGCUGGAUAUAACCGAGCUGUGGAUUGCUGGAGUUUAGGAGUUAUUCUUUUUAUUUGCCUUAGUGGGUAUCCACCUUUCUCUGAGCAUAAGACUCAAGUGUCCUUGAAGGAUCAGAUCACCAGUGGAAAAUUCAACUUCAUUCCCGAAGUCUGGGCAGAGGUCUCAGAGAAGGCUCUGGACCUUGUCAAGAAGCUGCUAAUAGUGGAUCCAAAGGUGCGUUUUACGACAGAGGAGGCUUUAAGACACCCAUGGCUUCAGGAUGAGGACAUGAAGAGAAAAUUUCAGAAUUUGCUUUUUGAAGAAAAUAAGUCGACGACUGUACCCCAAGUCCCAGCCCAGCCUUCCACGAGUCGAAAGCGACUUCUUGAAGGGGAAGCAGAGGAUGCUGACACCACAAAGCGUCUGGCUGUGUGUGCGGCUGUGUCGUGAACACUGGCUGAAUGAAAGCCACCUGCCUUCUUGGACCCUGCUGCCACUUUCUUGAAGUCUGUGUUUUAUAGUUUGUAUCGUAAUUAUGGGGACGGUUCCUUUUCCACGAUCAUCAAUACACAA
Messenger RNA from Puma concolor (puma), 1811 nucleotides. RefSeq names its product checkpoint kinase 2 (gene CHEK2). NCBI's taxonomy places the organism in Eukaryota, Metazoa, Chordata, Mammalia, Carnivora, Felidae. Gene Ontology annotation, molecular function: ATP binding; protein serine/threonine kinase activity; protein binding. The record is from RefSeq and is a predicted model, not a curated record. Gene Ontology annotation, biological process: protein phosphorylation; mitotic DNA damage checkpoint signaling. Gene Ontology annotation, cellular component: nucleus; cytoplasm.